UGAUGUUUCACGUUUGCCAACGACAUCCGGUUUACCGGCGAACAAGAAGGAGCCGGCUCAUCUGUUUUGAGAAAAAUCCAGUAUCAUCGAGCUUAUUCCAAAAUGAAUAAGAUCGUUUUGUGUUUGUUUGUUGUCUCUGCGUUUGCAUCUGUUUGGUGCAAAGCUGGACAAGAUUCUAUUGACUCGGGUUUGGUCGUGAGUAAAGUCGAUCGAAAGAUAGAUGCAGCAACUCAUCUUGUCAAAGUGUCGGCGUCACUCACAGUGGAAAAUAAUGGAAAUUCAGCUGUAAAAUCAUUUUUAUACGUCAUUGACGACUCCAUGAAGGACCAUUUAUCGUUUUUUGGAGCUAUGACGUCGGAUGAUGAUGAAAAAUUAGUGGUUGCACAAACAUCAGUUGCAGGUCACAGUGGUAAGCAGUUUUGGAGAAUCAACUUGCGUACUGACCUUGGGGUUGGAAAGACGGUCAAAGUUGACGUUGAUACAGUGUUUGCUCAUGCACUGCGUCCCUAUCCCUUAGAAAUUGUCCAGAGCGAGAAACAGCAGGUGGUAUUGGAAGGAAAUGUCUACUUUUAUUCUCCCUAUGUCACAAAGAGCCAGACAACUGUGGUGACUGUGGCAUCCACUGCCAUUGAAUCCUACAGCAAGUCUCCGAAGCCUGUCGCCGAGAGUGAAAAAACCAUCACAUAUGGACCCUAUGAAAAGCGUGAACCUUUUACACAGUCGGAGCUGAAAGUGCACUUUGAGAGCAGUGCACCUUUCCUUGCUGUGACAAGCAUGGAGCGCAUCAUUGAAGUGUCCCACUGGGGUAACAUUGCUGUGGAGGAGCACAUUGACGUUCGCCACUCUGGGGCUAAACUAAAGGGACCUUUCUCUCGCUACGAUUACCAAAGAAGUCAGGAUGGUGUCUCUUCUGUGAAAUCAUUCAAGACUGUUUUACCUGCUGCUGCCAAAGAUGUGUAUUACAGAGAUGAGAUUGGCAACAUUUCAACCAGCAACCUGAAGGAACUUGAUGACAUGGUGGAGCUGGAAUUAAGGCCCCGCUUCCCUUUGUUUGGAGGAUGGAAAACACAUUACUACAUUGGUUACAAUGUACCAAGCUAUCAAUAUCUUUUUAAUGAAGGUGACCAGUAUGCUUUGAAGAUGCGCUUUGUAGACCAUGUGUUUGAUGAUCUCCUAGUGGACCAGAUAACUGUCAAAAUCAUCCUGCCAGAGGGUGCAAAGAACAUGAUGCUGAGCACUCCAUAUGAUGUUGUAAGGGGAGAUAACCAACUUCACUACACUUACCUUGAUACCAUGGGACGGCCAGUGAUUGUGGCAUACAAGAGUAAUAUGGUAGAGCAACACAUCCAAGACUUUGAGCUGAGGUACACCUUCAAGAGGAUCAUGCUGCUUCAGGAACCUCUGCUGGUUGUCGGAGCUUUCUACCUCUUGUUCCUCGUUGUCAUCAUCUAUGUUAGAAUGGACUUCUCCAUUACAAAGGAUGAAGCCAAGGAGAGCAAGAUGAGAGUGGCCAGUCUGGUGGAGGAUGUACAGAGUGCCCAGGACAAGAGGAGUGCUCUCUACCAGAGCUAUGAUGAUGCUACUAACAAGUAUAAAAGUACUAAGGAAGCCCCUAACUUUGCUGCAAGUAGAAAGAAAAUAGACGGAGACUACCGUCAGCUUACUCAGCAGAUACAAGGGUUGCAGGGCCAACUCAAGUCUGAGGGGUCAGAUCUAGCCGAAAAGGUUGCUGAGCUCCAAAGACUUGACAGCCAGUAUAAGGAGCAGAUACAGCAGGCCAUCAAUGCUGCUGAAAAGCUGGUGCAGGGCAAGAUGAAUAAGCAAGUCUACAUAGAUUCAGAAAAAGUUAACACCACUAAGCGCGAGGAACUCUAUAAUAAAAUGGAAAGUUUAAGAAAUGGGCUUUAAAUUAAUUGCUCAUUAGCAUAUGCUAAUCAUUUCUAGUAUUGGCAUUUAUAGGACACUAUAAGUGUCAUGAAGUAACAUAUUUAAAUGUUUGGUGUACAUUAUUCAUCCAAUCUCAACUUGUACAUUAUUUGCUGAAAUAAAACACUGUAUUUUUAGUUUG
This is a messenger RNA of Mizuhopecten yessoensis (Yesso scallop), 2068 nucleotides long. Its product is annotated as dolichyl-diphosphooligosaccharide--protein glycosyltransferase subunit 1-like. Gene Ontology annotation, cellular component: oligosaccharyltransferase complex; membrane. Lineage: Eukaryota; Metazoa; Mollusca; Bivalvia; Pectinida; Pectinidae. Bases 103 to 1908 code for a protein of 601 amino acids. The record is from RefSeq and is a predicted model, not a curated record. The transcript is spliced from 10 exons.